This is a messenger RNA of Pararge aegeria (speckled wood butterfly), 4622 nucleotides long. It is a transcript of the gene slif, whose product is annotated as cationic amino acid transporter 3. Gene Ontology annotation, cellular component: plasma membrane. Gene Ontology annotation, biological process: amino acid transport; transmembrane transport. Bases 17 to 1837 code for a protein of 606 amino acids. The transcript has 11 exons. Gene Ontology annotation, molecular function: amino acid transmembrane transporter activity. The record is from RefSeq and is a predicted model, not a curated record. NCBI's taxonomy places the organism in Eukaryota, Metazoa, Arthropoda, Insecta, Lepidoptera, Nymphalidae.
CUCGGAGAACUGAUAGAUGGGUCCCAAGAUGAGCUGCGCAAAAAUAUUCAACACAUUGCGCCGCUGUAAGCAGCUAGAAGACGGCGACACCUCUACGCCUCUCGCCAGAUGCUUGGGCCUUCUAGACCUCACAGCCUUGGGGGUCGGCAGCACCCUCGGCUUGGGGGUGUACGUACUCGCCGGAUCAGUCGCGAAGGACGUGGCGGGGCCGGCCGUGACCCUUAGCUUCUUGGUCGCUGCUAUAGCUUCGGCUUUUGCUGGGUUGUGCUACGCAGAGUUCGCGGCGCGGGUACCUAAAGCAGGCUCCGCGUACGUGUACAGCUACGUCAGCGUGGGCGAGUUCAUCGCGUUCACCAUCGGCUGGAACCUCAUUCUGGAGUAUGUCAUCGGCACGGCCAGCGUGGCCAAGGGCAUGGCCAACUACAUCGACAGCCUGUGCAACAACACCAUGGCCAACACAAUGGCCCGGAUCGCGCCCAUGAAGGUGCCCUUUAUGGCUGACUAUCCGGACUUCUUCGCCUUUGGGCUAGUGCUCCUUAUAUGUGUCUUACUCGGCGUUGGCGUGAGCGAGUCGACGAAACUGAACAACGUGUUCACAGCUCUCAACCUAGCCACCGUUAUAAUAGUGGUCGUCGCCGGCGCUAUCAAAAGUGACCCCGCAAACUGGAGGAUUAAAGUCGAGAACAUAUCAGAGGAAUACCGCCCCAAGGCCGGCGAAGGAGGGUUUAUGCCUUGGGGAAUCGCCGGCGUGAUGGCGGGUGCCGCCAAAUGCUUCUUCGGCUUCGUGGGCUUUGACUGCGUGGCCACCACGGGCGAGGAGGCCAAGAACCCGAAGAGAGACAUCCCACUGUCGAUCGUCCUGUCGCUGGCGAUCAUAUUCAUCUCUUACUUCAGCGUUGCGACCGUUUUGACGAUGAUGUGGCCGUAUUAUUUGCAGGAUGCAGACGCGCCCUUCCCCCACGUGUUCCAUGAGUCGGGGAUGCCGGUCAUCAUGUGGAUAGUCACGAUCGGCGCGAUAUUCGCGCUGUGCACCAGUCUACUCGGCGCCAUGUUCCCUUUGCCCAGGGUGCUGUACGCGAUGGGGUCCGACGGAGUGCUGUUCCGCUUUCUCGCAGCUAUCAACACUAAGACGAGAACACCGCUGAUAGCUACGGUUGUGAGCGGGUUGCUCUCUGCAACAAUGGCGGCCAUUUUUAACCUGAACCAGCUGAUCGAUAUGAUGUCUAUUGGAACACUCCUGGCGUACACCAUUGUUGCGACCAGCGUCCUUAUACUAAGGUACGAAGAAGAAACACAUAUAAAGCUGAACAGGAGCAUGGUCCCGGAGACCCCGUACAGCGUGGCGCGGCAGACCUUCAACCUGUUGGGCCUCAAGCACCCCACAACACUCUCCUCCACCAUCGCCAAAUGCAGCAUAUGCAUAUUCUUCGUGGCAGCGCUGAUCACGUGCGUGUUGCUGCGCUGGGACGCGGAGAACUCGUCGCUGGGCGUGGCCGUGGGCGUGCUGGGAGGCGCGCUGCUUGUGUUGUUGCUGGUGCUGUACCGCCAGCCGCGCUCCAGCGUCGCUAAGCUCAGCUUCAAGGUGCCGCUAGUACCGCUGGUGCCGUACCUCAGCGUGUGCAUGAACGUGUACCUCAUGGUGCAGCUGGACCAGCAGACCUGGAUCCGCUUCAUCCUGUGGCUGGCUGUCGGCUACAUCAUAUACUUCAGCUACGGAAUCAAGAACAGUAAUCUGCGAGUUAAAAAAGUUGAACCUCAAAACGGACUAAGCAAAAUUGACCAUGUUCGGACUGCUAAUGGAAAGAUCGAGAACGAAAAGCACAUCACUCAGCUGUGAUACCGAAUAUAGACCGUAACAACAGGAAAUUAAAGUUACAUUCGUUUGACAUUGCCCUAGCAGCCUUUUGAUGUGGUACAGUCCUUCAGUAAGAUUUGCUUGCUCGCAAUCGAGCCGUUUUAGAGUGUCGAAAUACUUGAAACGCAGAGUAAAAUGGAUAUUAUUCAUAAUGUAUUAAAACUCAAAUAAACAAUUGCCUGCAAGUGGCGGGCAGUUAGGGCCGGGCCAAUAAUACUUGAAUUGCGACUUGCAAAUCUUGUACUACGUCUAAUAACCUCUGUUAUUAUCACUGGUCAGGCUGUUGUCAUUUUGUUUUUGUCUCCAAUAGAUUGUCGCCACUUUGGCGCUGUUAGUUGUGAAGCUGUAAUACGAGUGUACAAGGAACUACAAUUUGUCCAAUGGCGCUACAAAUAGAGAAAAGUUUCAUCUGUCAUUUGUAUAAUGACAGCCAGUCCAGGGGUUAAUAAUGAAGGCCAGAGAUGGCUAGGCAGCUGAGCAAUUUAGGUUUAUGAUUAGUUGAUUAUCUACGUCACGCGUCAUUGCAGUGAUAGGUUAUCGAGACUUGUGAACAGGGUAAGUAAAGGAUUUUCAUUGGUUGAUAAAAACGCAUCCGAGGUACGGGAGAUUUCUAAAUAGCAUGCGAGGAAGCUCGUAUUAUCAAAACCAUUUUUAUCCCUUGUUAUGGAAACUCCUUUGGGAUGCUGGACAUUCCCAAAACAGCUGCCACUGAACCGCUAAAUAAUAGUAGAUUUACACAGCAUGCUGGAAAUCAACCAGUUAGCGACCAAUGGUGUUAGACCCUGUUAAUAAAGUGAUAAAAGACAAUAUACAAUAAAUUUCACAUUAUACUUUAUCACUGACCUAUUUAUGUUAUGACAAAAUAUUGUUUUAUUUGAUGUUUUAGAUUGGAUUUUCAGUCGAAAAAUAUUACAAAAACAAUUUUUACCCGUGACAAUUUAAAAACAAAUAUAAUUAUAUUACAAAUUUAAAUAGUUCACAACAUUAGCGAACGCUUAUUAGAAUUUCUAUUUAAGAUGCCUUUAAAGCUCAGCUACUUCAGGUCAAAAUAUUAACUUAGGUCUAGGUCUAGGAGCAGAGCUCGGAACCGCCAGUCUGCUUGACGACGGACUUGAAAACGAAUUUUCACUGCGGCUGUGGUGGCAUAACUUGUAAUUUAAUAUUUAAAUUAUUUAAUAAAUGUAUUUAAAGUGUUGUUAAUAAAUAAUUUAGUGUGUUAAGAAUUUUAUGUAUAUUUAUAAUAAUUAUUGUAGUAGUUAAUUUAAGACCACCUACCUACGGCUCAAUGAUGUUAUAAGCGAAAGAAAGAGGCAGGUUAUAUUGACGACAAUAAUAAUUUAUAAUGCCGACGUUUUUUAUUAUUUACGUGUCAUUAAAUAUAUAGUUAUAAAUUUAAUAAUCUUGAUUUAAAUAAUCAACUCUGACCUACAUAUUUAAAAAAAAAAUUAAAAAACGAGUCAGUUUACUAAAAUAAAGCUAACAUAGAAAGGCCAGUAUCCUUAUCUAACAUUGGAUCCUAACUACAUGCUUGUGUCAUCCGUUUUAUCUACUCUUCAUAUAAUGGAAUGGCGAGAUUUAUGUUACCAAUAGCAUUUACUAGUGUGACAUUAUUUAAGUGUUACGUGAAAUAACUUAAGGUUGGCGAAUUAGCACAGUUUAAGGACGACUAGUCGACCUCUUUUUACUUACAACAUCAACGGCUAAUCUGUCGCUUAUUCGAGUUACCUACGUGAUAGUACGCGCACUAAUAGGUACAAAACUUUUUUUAGUUACAUUGUUGAAUCCGCACAGGUAUUUUAGCCAAUCAUAGCGCUUCAUGAUUACGCGCGAACUAUCGCGUCUGCUGCUAUUGGCUGCAUGAGUCGCUUGCUAUUUCUCUAAAUUUGGAAUUUAAACUGAAAUCCACAAAGUCAAAAUAUUUCAUUGCAAUUAGCAAUAGCUCUCAAAUAGCUCGUUACCCAAUUUGGCGCUGAGAAAUAUUGACAAAGUAACUUAAAAAGUGGUAAGUAGGUACAUUUAUGUAGUGUACAUUUGACAUCGAUUUUAACGUUUGUCUGAAAAUAUAUUUUAGACGUCCGUCCAUUAGAAUAAACACUGACCCUUUAAGGGUGGAUGUGGAUUUCUCAGAUCUGGUCCGCGUGCGUGUGAUAGCGCGCGUACCCUGUCACCUAUCCAAUAACCUGCGUCCCCCAUGGAUGAUAAAAAAGGUACAUAUGAAAUUAUACGAUACGGGCGGCCCAAAUGCGGACCAGACCAGACCAGACCAAUCCGCGAUGAAGAAGAAAUCCGCAUGACAGGAGUCCCUAAGUUGUGGACAGUCAUACUAAAAUAUUUGCGGGUAGUGUUAUAACUUAUAUCGUUCAAACAGAGCUUGAUAUCACAUACUUACAUUAAUUUCAUACUUAUUUAUGUGUAUUGUAACCCUGUAACACAUAUAUAGAUACUGUGAUAGUAUUUGGUACAGUUAUAUUAGUCCUAUUUGAAAUAUUGUUAACUGUCAGUUUUUCGCAUAGAAUUAGCGCGGUAUAAUUUUUUGGAAAGGUUAAAAAUAUACGGCGCCUCUGUGUGUCAAGAAGUUGAAAAUCAAUUGCAAAUGCGCCAAACCCAGGAAAGUAGACGAACAAGAUAGAAAUUAAUCAAAAUGUUAUAAUUAUUGUAAGAAAGGAGCCUUAUUUUACCUAAAUAAAAACAUGUCGUGGUAAUGUACACAUAAACUUAAUAAAAAAAUAUGUUGAUAAUAAUGUAUAAUUUUAUAAUAAGUAAUAUA